AUGGCCAUCUACACUCUCAUGCAAUUCUAUGAUCCUCCGAUGAGAUGUUUCACUUUCCAAGACUAUCAGUUGGCUCUUACUAUGAAGGAGUAUUCUUAUAUCAUGAGGGUUGAGAUUAAAGAUCAAGUUCCCUUCAUCAACACAAAGGAGCUUCCCGAAUUUCACCAUAUAGCUGAAGCACUCCACUUGGAGAAGAAGGAUGUGAAGCUUAACCUCAAACUCAAGGGUGGUAUUCAUGGCUUUACCCUAAAGUUUCUAAUGGAUAAAGCCACUACUUUUGUUGAUGCUGGGAGCUGCAAUACUUCCAAUGUUAUUUUUGGUUUACUUAUAAAUGUGAUAAUGUUGUUUCCUAACAAUGAAGACUUUGUGGAUUUGGAUUCUAUUUGUAUCUUCAUGUAUGGGAAUCUUGUUCCUACUCUGCUGGUUGAUACCUAUUACUCUAUUCAUUUGAGAAAUCAUAAGAAGAAAGGAAAUAUUGUGUGUUGUGCUCAUCUACUAUACAAAUUGUGCAUGUCUCACUUACCCAAUAAAGGUCAUUUUAUUGAGAACAGAGGCAAUCUUAAAUGGUCCCAAAGGAUCAUGCCCUUAACUACUGAGGAUAUCUUGUGGUACUUUCAAAACUACGAUGAUUUCAAGAUCAUUCUCAACUAUGGUAGCUUCCCUAAUAUGCCCCUAAUAGGUACAAAAGUAGGAAUCAAGUACAAUCCAAGUCUAUCAUUACGUUAA
Lathyrus oleraceus (garden pea) is the source of this 726-nucleotide messenger RNA. RefSeq lists its product as uncharacterized. Bases 1 to 726 code for a protein of 241 amino acids. The transcript has a single exon. The record is from RefSeq and is a predicted model, not a curated record. Lineage: Eukaryota; Viridiplantae; Streptophyta; Magnoliopsida; Fabales; Fabaceae.